This is a messenger RNA of Entamoeba invadens IP1, 456 nucleotides long. RefSeq lists its product as hypothetical. The transcript has a single exon. NCBI's taxonomy places the organism in Eukaryota, Evosea, Mastigamoebida, Endamoebidae. The record is from RefSeq and is a predicted model, not a curated record. Bases 1 to 456 code for a protein of 151 amino acids.
AUGUUGAAUGCAAGAAUUGUUGAAAUUCAAACUCAACCCGAUGAAGAAAGACAGAAAUCUGGCAAUGCAGAUGCUGUUCGAAAGGCUAAUUCACAGAAGGAACUUGAGAAGGAGAGAGCAAUGAAACAAGAAGCCGACAAGGAAACUCAAAAACUUAGAGUUAAAGUCACCGAUUCAAAAGCUAAAUUGGUGGAUGCUGGUGCUACUGGAGCUUCUAUUGCUAAAUUGAAAGCAAAAUAUGAAACAGAAUUGGAAGGAAUCGAAAUGGAAAAGAAAAAAGCACAAAACGCGGCUGCUAAAGCUAAGAAACAAGCUAAACAGUAUACCAGAAAGGUUGAAGAGGCUGAGAGAAAGCUUGUAGAAUUUGAACGGAAAGAAUCCACAUUCAACACUCAAAUUGGUAAGACACAAGCCGAUUUGAAAAAACACAACAACCAGUCAGAGACGGCCAAUUGA